AUGGGUUCUGGUAGCAGUCUACAAUCUAGAACGGUAGACUAUAACGCAACGGCAAGAGCAAUGAUAGCAAAGGGUAAACGACUUCUAGAUAAAGGAUUAUAUCAAGAAUCGCUUCAAGAAUAUCAAGAUGCUUUGCAAGAGAUGGAUACCAUUAAUUCUACAAAUCCUAAUAGAUCAAGUAACAAAUUGGAUAACCCCAUGCUAGAUAUUUAUCAUGGCAUGGCGAUAGCUCAUGAGAAACAAAGCGAAUGGACAGAUGCAGAAUCAGUGUAUUAUAAAAUGAUUCUAUUGCAAGUCCAAUUAACCGGAGAGAAGACCGUUCAAGUUGCUGAUUUAUAUCGCCAAAUGGGAAAAUUAUAUUCAAAAUUAAGCCAAUUCAAAAAAGCUUUAAUCAUGCUUGAAAAAUCCCUUCAAAUUCGAUUAGAAUUAUUUGGGAUUGAAAAUUUAAAAGUAACGGAAGCUUACGAUGACCUCGCGUUGUAUUAUUGCCGAAUGAAUCGAUUUCAUGAUGCCCAAAACAAUUAUGAAAAAUCAUAUAAUAUCCGUUUAAGGGAAUUAGGCCAAAAUGAUAUCGAAAUCGUCAAAUCAUAUAAUAAUAUAGCAGAUGUUCAUAUGCAGCAAUGCCAUUAUAAUGAGGCUUUGUCCUUCUAUCAAAAAUCGCUCAAUCUUUGUAGACGAAUUUAUGGCGAUAAACAUCGUGAUGUCGCUCAAUCCUAUCAACACAUAGGUGAUGUUGCUGUUAAACAGUUGCGAUAUGAAGAAGCGGCGGUCAUUUAUCAGACAUGUUUAAAUAUGACUUUGGAUUUAUUUGGCAAAAAGCAUGAAGAUAUUGCUCUUAUAUAUAUUAAAAUGGCUGAUAUGCAUAUUCAGCAAUCGGAAUAUCACGAAGCCAUGAGUUUGUGUAAGAAAGUGCAAAAAAUGUAUCAGCAAAUGGAUGAAAAAGAAAAUCCAAAUUCUACAGCACUAACGUUAAAAAUAGCUAAAGUCUAUCAUUUACAGAGAAAAUAUGAUUCUGCUUUAGGAUUACUGCGGAGUCUAUUGACAAAAUUAACUCAGAUAUAUGGGGAUAGGCACGUGGAUAUCGCUGCUACUAUGGAAGCUAUAUCAGAAGCAGUUUAUGAACUUUUUGAAUAUGAAACAGCACAAGACACUUUUGCUAAGACUUUACGUAUGCGGUUAGCAUUAACUGGCGAAAAUAAUGUCGAUGUUGCGAGGAUAUAUUUUCGCUUAGGUGAUAUUAACUAUGCCCGAGGUAAUAUUCCUGAGAGUAUCAAAUCUUAUCUUCGAUCUCUAAAAAUUCGUUUAAUCGUCUUCGGAGAUAGCCAUCCAUCUGUUGCUGAAGCCGGAGAUAGUAUCGCGUUUAUUUACAUGAUUUUUCGUAAGCAUCAUGAAGCUUUGGAUUUAUUCGAAAAAUCGCUCAAGAUCCGCUUACAUGUGAAUGGCGGAAUGAGUCCUAAUACGGCUGCAUCUUAUAAAAAUGUUGCUGUUAUUUACUCCAAAGUUGGAAGACUGGAAGAUGCCCUAGAAAUGCUUCAAAAAUCUCUUGAUAUUCGCUUGCAUCUAACUGAUGGCAAAAAUAAAGAUGUUGCUGUGUUAUACGAAGAAAUUGCAACAAUCCAUGCAUUACAAUCUAAAUAUGAAGAAGCAAUUACCGCGCUAGAGACAUCAUUAGAGAUUCUAAUACCCUUAGUGACGGAGGAACACCGGGAUGUUGCCAAUAUUUAUCUUCGUAUCGGGGAAAUAUAUAAAGCCCAAAAAUUGUAUAACAGGGCAGAGUUUUACUAUCAUAAGUCAUUAACAAAGUUAAUAGCAGCUAUCGGGGAUAGCAACUUAGAGGUAUCUGGUCGUUAUGAGGAAUUAGCUUACGUACAAUACUUGAACGAGGAUUAUGAUCAAGCAGAAGUUUUAUAUGCGAAAGCUUUGGACAUUCGUUAUACUGAUCUGCGCCAAAUAGACGAAAAAGUUGCAGAGUUGUUCCAGAUACUGGGAACUAUAUACAUGAAAUUAGAAAAUUAUAACGACGCUCUUAUGGUUUUAAAUAAAGCUGUCGAUGUUAGGACUCAGCUUUCAGCUGAUCGCAACAGUGAUUCUUUUGCCAAUUUGUAUCAAAAUCUAGCUGCAGUUCAUACUAGACAAUCAAUGCAAUAUAAUGCACAGCCUCUAUUACUUAAAGCUUUAGCAAUUCGAAUUAAAUUACACGGAGAUAACAGCAUUAAUGUUGCUAAUACAUAUGAGGCUAUGGCUCAUGAUUAUCAGCAACGCCAGCGAUAUCAAGAAGCUCUUACCAUGUAUCAGAAGGCCUUAAAAAUUGCAGAUGAUCAAUUAGGACCUACUCAUAUAUUUGUUGCUCAAUUAUAUGAUUUCAUCGGAGAUGCCUACAAAGACUUGCAUGAUAACAAAAAUGCAAGAACCAUGUAUCAGAAAUCAUUACAAAUUCAGGCUGAUGUAUUGAAAUUAGAGAAUCAAGACGUUUUAGACUUGUACAGUAAGUUAACUGAUCUCAUUCAGCAGCAAGGAGAUUCUGAAGACGCUGCUUUACUGUUAAAGCAGGCUAAACUUUUGCACCAGAAAUUACCAACCUUAACUACAAAUAAUAUUUCACUUAGUAAAUUAAAAUACAUUUUCUGGGAAGGCAAUCGGUCAUAA
This is a messenger RNA of Trichoplax adhaerens, 2646 nucleotides long. RefSeq lists its product as uncharacterized. The record is from RefSeq and is a predicted model, not a curated record. The transcript has a single exon. The coding region runs from base 1 to 2646 and encodes 881 amino acids. Lineage: Eukaryota; Metazoa; Placozoa; Uniplacotomia; Trichoplacea; Trichoplacidae. Gene Ontology annotation, molecular function: protein binding.